AUGACGUUGACAGAUUCAUUUCAAUUUUACUCCACUGUAUAUUGGAAUGUAUCAGUUACUGAUAAUUCCGGCACUGUAAAUGCAGAUUGUACAAGACAAUCUGGCAACAGGUUUAAUGCUACUUGGCCAAUUAAACCACAGAAUAUAACUUGUACAGCUGAGGAUCAAUACGGCAAUGCUGCCUUAUGCUUUUUCUCUGUAACAGUAUAUGAUGAGGAAAAUCCAGAAAUAAUGUGUCCAAGUGACUUCAAUGUAACAACAGAUGCUGGACUACCGACUUCUUUCAUCAACUGGACAGUCAGCUAUACUGAUAAUACAGAUGAUCUGUAUGAUGUCACAGUAACAGGAUCUGGUGCAAGUUACAAUCAAUCAGGAGAAGCUUUUCCUAUUGGAACAACAACACUUAAGUAUACAGUAACAGAUGUGUUUGGAAACAAUGAAAGCUGUACUUUCAUGGUCAUCGUAAAAGACAAAGAACCACCUGUUCCAAGUUGUCCAUCACUAGUUACUGGUGUAACUGAUGAGGGAAAACCAAAUGGCACUGUCAGCUACAACCUUAAUGUCACUGAUAAUGUUCAAGUUGCCAUGUUCUCAACCAACUAUACAGACAUUGAUCCAGAUAACAUAAUAAUUGAUAAUGCUUCCGCUGUUUUUGAUACUACUGGUGUAUUUAUGGUCGGAGAAACUAUAAUUGAAUAUGUCUUCACUGACAAUGGAUCGCCUACAGGAAAUGAAGCUACAUGCUAUGUCACAAUACAAAUUGAAGAUCAAGAAAAGCCUGAGAUUAUAGAUUGUCCAAUGGAUAUAACAGUUAACACAACAAAUGGGGAACCAGUGGCUGUCAAUGUCACAUGGACAGAGCCAACAGCUACUGAUAACUCUGGAGAGACGCCAGAACCAGAGUCUGACUACACCUCUGGUGACAAUAUGUUUGUGAUUGGUGGCACGACAGUGCAGUACAAUGCAUCAGAUUCAAGUGGUAACUUCAAUGAUCGCUGCAGCUUUACUGUCACUGUUGAAGACAAUGAGCCUCCAGGUAUAACUUGUCCUACAAAUGUCACUUCGAACAACUACAUUGAUGAAUCGUUUGGUAUAGUACAAGUGAGCACAGAUGAAGGAAGCCCAAAUGCCACUGUCACCUGGGAUCAGUCUGUCACAAGUGACAAUAGUAAUGAAAAUGUGACGGUAGUAUCGUCACCAUAUCAGUCAGGUGAUAUGAUACCAAUUGAAAUUUCUUCUAUUGUGAUUUUCUUAAUGGCAACUGAUCCUUAUGGUAAUGAAGGUACCUGUGAAUUUGUUAUCCAAGUCCAAGGUAAAUCGUAUAUGGUAUUUAAAUAA
Messenger RNA from Anneissia japonica, 1338 nucleotides. RefSeq names its product hyalin-like. The transcript has 5 exons. Lineage: Eukaryota; Metazoa; Echinodermata; Crinoidea; Comatulida; Comatulidae. The record is from RefSeq and is a predicted model, not a curated record. Bases 1 to 1338 code for a protein of 445 amino acids.